Acanthamoeba castellanii str. Neff is the source of this 420-nucleotide messenger RNA. RefSeq lists its product as uncharacterized. NCBI's taxonomy places the organism in Eukaryota, Discosea, Longamoebia, Acanthamoebidae. The coding region runs from base 1 to 420 and encodes 139 amino acids. The transcript has a single exon. The record is from RefSeq and is a predicted model, not a curated record.
AUGGAAUCCAACAAAUGUCCCCAUCACUGCAACUUCUACAAGACCCAGAACAAGUUGCUGCAGCUGCCCCAUGUCUCCAUCCUGGAGGCCAACACCGCAAGCACAUUCAACCCCAACAUGGGCCAGGUGGCUGAUGCCCAGUCACUGGUGAGUGGGUGCAACUGGAUGAUCAAGUGGAAUGCACCUGUCAGCAUUAACAGAAACGCCAUGGUGACCAGAUCUGGGUUCAAGUACAAUCUUGUUGGUCCCAUCCCAGGCCACUACUCGAGCCUGUACAACCAGAUUGUCACCAGCAUGCAUCAGAUCAACAUGCCAUACUGGCUCUUCAAGGGUGACUACAAGUUCACCAUCCAGCCAUAUGAUCCAAGUGCUGGCGUUGGCUACACCACCAUGUUCUGUUUCUCAAAUCAUGGUCAUUAG